Molecule: messenger RNA, 1563 nt
Organism: Hypanus sabinus (Atlantic stingray)
Lineage: Eukaryota; Metazoa; Chordata; Chondrichthyes; Myliobatiformes; Dasyatidae
Gene: scpep1
Product: serine carboxypeptidase 1
Exons: 14
Coding region: 82-1428 (448 amino acids)
Biological process (GO): proteolysis
Molecular function (GO): serine-type carboxypeptidase activity
Source: RefSeq, a predicted model, not a curated record
GUGGAGUCAGGCGGGACAGGGCAGGGCAGGGCAGGGCAAGCCGAGUCAAGACAAAUCAAGACAUUGAAUCACGGUGUCGGGAUGGGACGACUGCGAAUAGUGUUGUUGCUAGUGUCCGGAGCGUUGCUAGUCGGCGCGGCGACGAGCGGCGCGCGGCAGGACUGGGGCUACGUAUCGGUCCGGGAACGCGCCCAGCUCUUCUGGUGGCUUUUCUACUCGGAGAGGGAAGCGGGCGGUAACUCGUCCGCGCCGCUCGUCCUCUGGCUCCAGGGUGGUCCGGGAGCCUCCGGCUGUGGUUUUGGAAACUUUGAAGAGAUUGGGCCUCUCGACGUUGACCUGAAUCCCAGGAACUAUUCAUGGAUCAUUGUCUUGCAUUGCCCAACUUCUAUUAAGCUUCAGGUACAGGCAGCCAGUUUGCUGUUUGUGGAUAACCCAGUGGGCGCAGGUUACAGUUACACCACUGACAGCGGUGCUUUUGCCAAGGACCUGGACACGGUGGUGAAAGACAUGAUGGUCCUUCUCCAGAACUUCUUCCAGCACAAGCCUGAGUUCCAGAAUGUCCCGUUCUACAUUUUCUCAGAAUCGUACGGUGGGAAGAUGGCUGCAGCCAUUGGACUGGAACUACUUCAGGCUGUGCUCCACAAGAAGGUCAAGUGCCACUUUGCCGGGGUGGCCCUGGGUGAUUCCUGGAUCUCCCCACUAGACUCAGUUCUCUCCUGGGGACCCUUCCUCCACAGCAUGUCUUUGCUAGAUGACCGAGGCCUGGACGAAGUCGGUGCUGCUGCAGCCGAGGUUCAGGCAGCCAUCGAGGCUGGGCAUUACCAGCAGGCCACCGAGCUGUGGGCCCAGACUGAGGAUGUCAUUGAGAGGUGCACAGCUGGUGUGAACUUCUACAACAUCCUGAAGGAACGGAGCCCAGAGCAAUCUCCCAGAGAGAGGAGUCAUCACAUGGUCAGCCUGUUCCAACGACAUGUGCGCCCCCUGCAACAUCGCAGCCUGGCAGAACUGAUGAACGGACCAAUAAGAAAGAAGCUAAAGAUCAUCCCAGACUUCGUAGAGUGGGGCGGUCAGGCCAAUGAGGUCUUCAGAAAUAUGGAGGGUGACUUUAUGAAGCCAGUGAUUGACACAGUGGAUCAAUUGUUGGCUGCAGGUGUCAACGUCACGGUCUAUAAUGGACAGCUGGACCUAAUUGUGGAUUCAUUGGGGCAGGAGGCGUGGGUGAGGAAGUUAAAAUGGCAGGGUCUGCCAGUUUUCUCCAGCCAGCAGUGGACACCACUCUACACCAAGUCUCACCCCACCAGUACAGCCGCUUUCUACAAGCACUACCAUAACUUUGGCUUCUUCUGGGUGCUGAAAGCAGGUCACAUGAUCCCAGCUGACCAACCUGAGAUGGCUCUGCAGCUGCUUCGGGUGGUGACCGGACAGUGACUGGGAGAGAAAAUGGGACAUGACAUGGGGAGGGACAGUGAAUAGGCCUGGAGUACUACUGGCUAUCAAAUGAAGUCACUAGAGGAAAGACUGGUCCUCUUUUACUGAUCCCAUUAAAGGCAACUGCUGACUCUC